Molecule: messenger RNA, 2763 nt
Organism: Musa acuminata AAA Group (dessert banana)
Lineage: Eukaryota; Viridiplantae; Streptophyta; Magnoliopsida; Zingiberales; Musaceae
Product: auxin response factor 11-like
Exons: 14
Coding region: 372-2447 (691 amino acids)
Biological process (GO): regulation of DNA-templated transcription; response to hormone
Cellular component (GO): nucleus
Molecular function (GO): DNA binding; protein binding
Source: RefSeq, a predicted model, not a curated record
CGGUAGGCCGUAGCGGACGUAGUAGUGCGUCGGAGACGAGAGAGGAGGAAGCUGCACCCUCUUCAAAGAUAGCUCCUUUGAAGCUUCAUUGGCCAGUAGAAAGCCGACUGCAAAAGGGAGCCAAGUGUGUGGGACCAGUCUAGACUGUGGAGAGAGAGGGUUUUAUGAUUGAUAAUGGAGGCGUUAUGGUGGCGAAUGUUGUGGUGAUAUUGCUGCCGCUUUAAUGGGGUGAUAAGAUAACUGCUGUUACUGCUGCCCUUGCAAUCGGACCUGGAAAAGGAGAAGAGCAAAUUGGGAUAGGGAUCGACAGUUAUCGCUGCGCUGCUCCGCUGCAGGUGGUGGCGGUGACGAGAGGAGGCGACGCGUUCUCCAUGGCGUAUGAGGCAGCGGCUCGUGUCGGCGCGAGGGCGGAAGGAGUUCAGAGCGGGAAAGGUCUUGGAGGAGGGGAUGUUCUCUACGAGGAGCUGUGGAGGGCGUGCGCGGGACCGCUGGUGGAAGUGCCGCGGGCCGACGACCGUGUGUUCUACUUCCCCCAGGGUCAUAUCGAACAGUUGGAGGCGUCGACGAAUCAGGAGUUGAAUCAGCAGAUUCCUCUCUUCAAUCUCCCUUACAAGAUUCUCUGCCGCGUCGUCGAUGUUCGUCUGAAGGCCGAUCCUGAAACAGAUGAAGUGUUUGCUCAAAUUGUACUCCUCCCCGAAGCAGAUCAGCGUGAGCCUACGAACUCUGAACCACGUCUCCCGGAACAGCCGAGGCCGACGGUCUACUCUUUCUGCAAGAUCUUGACAGCCUCGGACACCAGCACUCAUGGCGGAUUCUCUGUUCUCCGGAGACAUGCCACGGAAUGCCUUCCUCCGCUUGACAUGUCGCAGCAGACCCCAACCCAAGAACUCGUUGCCAAGGAUCUCCACAACUUCGAAUGGAGAUUCAAGCACAUCUACAGAGGUCAACCGCGGAGGCACUUGCUCACCACUGGGUGGAGUACCUUCGUCACCUCAAAGAGAUUAGCUGCUGGGGAUGCAUUUGUUUUUCUAAGAGGGGAGAACGGAGAACUGCGUGUGGGGGUACGAUGCCUCGCUCGUCAGCGGUCGGCGAUUCCAGCAUCAGUGAUAUCGAGCCAAAGCAUGCAUCUUGGUGUUCUUGCAGCUGCGUCACAUGCUGUGACUACAAACACCCUCUUCACCGUCUACUACAAGCCAAGGACAAGUCAAUUCAUUAUCAGUGUCAACAAGUACUCGAAAGCUUUGCAAGAAGGUUACACGCUGGGGACAAGAUUUAAGAUGAGAUUUGAGGGUGAAGAUGUUCCUGAGAAAAGGUUUUCUGGGACCGUAAUUGGGAUUGAAGACUGUUCUUCUCAGUGGACAGGUUCUAAGUGGAGAUCAUUGAAGGUUCAAUGGGAUGAAGCAUGCAAUAUCGAUCGGCCUGAGAGAGUUUCUCCAUGGGAGAUCGAGCCUUUCAAUGCCUUGACGCCUGCUUCAAGUUUAGCACAGCCGGUUGUUGUGAAGUCGAAAAGAUCUAGGCAACCCAGUGACACUGCUGAUCUCUCGAUCCUUGAACCUACCGCGGCAUUCUGGUACUCAGGGACGAACGAGCCACAUGAAAUGUUAUCAUUCACUGGCACCGAUGCCGAAAACCUUGAGACUCAUGAUGCUUGGCCAUGCAUUCAGAAGGAACGCAAAGGAAAUGAUAUCGUGAUUGCCUCGAGUUCUCAUGAUCAAGUAUUAUGCGAUGGUUGGUUUAGGGAAGUCCAAACUCCACGGAGGAGCUCACCUUCCUUGCUAAAUUCUCUAAAUCUUUUCCAAGAAACAAAUGAAGAGACCAAGUGUGCUGCUUACACCAAUUGUAUCGAUAAGGAUCCAUCUCUGAAGUUUGGCAAUGGUGAAGAUGAAUCGAGGAAGCCUGAAGGUCGCAGCAUCACUUACAGGUUAUUUGGAAUUGAUCUGUUCAGUCACUCCAAUUGCACAGCUGAUACAGACAUGGUGACCGGAUUGCCUUUCAGCAACUCCGAUCAGAAAGCGGGGUUUUCAAAAUCUUCAAAGGAGCAAAAACAAUCCCCACAGGACAAUUCAAAGGAGAUUUAUGGUAGACAUAGUUGUUCGGGCAGAAGCCGCACGAAGGUUCACAUGCAUGGCCUCGCGGUAGGCCGAGCUGUGGAUCUGACGGUUCUCGAAGGAUAUGAUGAGCUGCUAGCGGAGUUGGAGCAGAUGUUCAAGAUCGAAGGGGAACUCCAACACCGGAACAAAUGGGAAGUUGUCUUCACGGAUGAUGAGGGUGAUAUGAUGCUAGUUGGGGAUGAUCCUUGGCUGGAAUUCUGCAAUAUGGCCAGAAAGAUUUUCAUCUACCCUGCUGAAGAGGUGAAGAAAAUGAAGCCCAGAGGCAGGCUUACUCCGGUGGCUGACGGCGAAGAACAUGUUCUUUGUUCCGAAAAGGAUUCUACAACUGAAGUAUGAUAGCAACAUCAGUUGAUGCAAUCGACUUCAAGUAACAUCACUAGAAUUCAGCUCAUGUUUUUAAGAGCUUUGGAGAGACAUGAAUUACCAGAGGAAUGCUCAUAGCAACAAAACUAGAUUAUCAGAAGAACCAGGUGUUGCAGAAGGGGAAAACAGGGGAUAUGCUUGUGUUUUCUGGUUCUGCAGGUCUCUGCUGUCUUUACCAUCUUCCAUAAUGCCAUUGUGAUCAACUUGUAAAUACAUGGCUUGAAUAUUUUGCCUUUGCCAUUUUUGUGUGAACUGUCAGUUGUUUCAGUUUAGUGAAGUCAAUUGUUCA